Messenger RNA from Aspergillus fijiensis CBS 313.89, 2265 nucleotides. It is a transcript of the gene erf2, whose product is annotated as palmitoyltransferase ERF2. Gene Ontology annotation, molecular function: protein-cysteine S-palmitoyltransferase activity. NCBI's taxonomy places the organism in Eukaryota, Fungi, Ascomycota, Eurotiomycetes, Eurotiales, Aspergillaceae. The coding region runs from base 247 to 2070 and encodes 607 amino acids. Gene Ontology annotation, cellular component: endoplasmic reticulum; Golgi apparatus. The record is from RefSeq and is a predicted model, not a curated record. Gene Ontology annotation, biological process: protein targeting to membrane; peptidyl-L-cysteine S-palmitoylation. The transcript has 3 exons.
UCGAUCUACGAUUUUUUUUCCUGUCACUCCUUCAGACCGUCUUAAGUUCGACUUUGAUCCGACCCUGUUCUAUACUACUCAUUAACCGAAGAAUUGCGGUCCCCGGUUCCCGGUAUCUAGUUUAUCGAAUCUAUCCAUCCUCUUUUACCCCUGUCUGGCUGCAACAUGGUUGAUGCGCGCUAUUGAUUCACGGAACCCUGAUCAUUGACGACGCCAUACAAACAACCUACUUUUCUCUUCCCAGCAAUGUCGGAGACCAGCGAUGCGCCGAAUGCCCCGCCGGCGCAACAUGCGCUGGGUAUACCGCGACCCCCUUCCGUGGGCGGAAUAUCGUCGCGAGUGACCGAUAUGGCCUCAGACGACGGAGAGAACUCCCAAGCCUUUACUGCUAUGUCGUCGCAACCGCCACGCUCGCGACCGUCUGUAUCCCGACGAGUACCUCCACCCGCAAGGAGCUCCAUCACAACCACGAGUCAGACGACGACAAGGCCUGGAAGUUCUGGCAGUCGACUGAGUCGAUCUCACAUUCCUUCCUUAACGGCGCAGGGCUUCUUUCGUCCAAUGUCAUCCCAGCGACUUCAGGCCCAUAGAGGUCGACCGAUGACGAAAGGAACCACGAAGGACACUUCGGAAGAAUGGGGCGAGCUCGGCAGCCAGAACCGGCAGAGUCUAAUCUCGAAUAGCACCGCACCUCGAGAUUCUCUCCCGCCAAUAGAUCAAGAGCCCCCUCCUUCGAGAGGCACCGAAUUCACAGACCCUAUCAUCCCCGACCGAACAGCGUCGAAUGCUAGCCCAAUGGGCAAUACGACGGGGAGGAGCAUAGGCGAGAGUGCAAAGCUUAUCCACGACAGGGAGAGGGCUUACAAGCUCAAGCCACCACAUCUCAACCUAGGCGUGGACCACGGCAAUCCGAAUGCUCCUGAUGCCCCUCAAAGAUCGCCUCUUUCCUUUCUCUCGCUGCAGAACAGGAACCAUGUGCAAGAAGCCCGUGAUCGCGCGCACGAGAGGCUGUCUUCUGCCGGGUCGACACCUGCGUCGAUUGAGAAGCAACCCCAAACUACUAAGCGUAGUCGUCUGGGGAAGAAUUAUGAGUACUUUGUCGGCAACACGAUAUUCUUUGGCGGCGGGAGGUUGCAGAACUCGAGGGACAAGCCCGUCAAUAUUGCUACUGGGAUAUUCGUGGUCGUGCCCUCGGCACUGUUCUUCGCAUAUUCGGCUCCCUGGCUUUGGCAUCAUAUAUCUCCUGCCAUCCCGAUCUUGUUUGCCUACCUCUUCUAUUUAUGCUUUUCGUCGUUUAUCCAUGCUUCGGUGGUUGAUCCCGGGAUAAUUCCACGAAACCUUCACCAGUUGCCUCCACCAGACCCUUCAGUUGAUCCACUGGCAGUAGGCCCGCCGACUAAUGACUGGGUGAUGGUCAAACUGGCGACGUCCGACGUCGCAGCCAUGGAUGUCCCCGUUAAAUACUGUGAAACUUGCUGUAUCUGGCGGCCGCCGCGCUGCUAUCACUGCCGAGUGUGUGAUAACUGCGUGGAAACUCUGGAUCAUCAUUGUGUCUGGCUUAACAACUGUGUGGGCCGGCGCAACUAUCGCUAUUUUUUGACCUUCGUGGCAUCCUCCACGCUACUUGCAUUAUUCCUCCUAGGUGCCAGUCUCGCUCACAUCCUGGUAUACCGCAACCAGGAACAUAUCAGUUUCGGCUCUGCGAUUGACAAAUGGAGAGUGCCUUGGGCCAUGGUGCUGUAUGGCGCAAUUGCUGCGCCGUAUCCUGCUUCCCUCUGGACGUAUCACAUCUUCCUGGUUGGCCGAGGCGAGACAACUAGAGAAUACUUGAACUCUCACAAGUUUGCCAAGGUCGAUCGUCAUCGUCCCUUCACGCAAGGCAGUGCCAUCCGAAAUUGGCUGUCCGUGCUCUUGCGACCGCGGCCUCCGACUUACAUGCAGUUUAAGAGAACUUACAAUGCCGGUGACCAACGCUUGAGCACCGUAAAGCGCAAGUAUCUCCCUCGCCAUGUUGAGCGUCAGCCCGACAUUGAGAUGCAGCGAGUCCCUUCUUCGCAACCUCAUGAAUGAGGCGUUCAUUUAGGACUCUGCGUUUCGCCUUGGUCCUUUCGGCUCCAUGUCUUAUUUUUUUUUUCAUGACACAACUUACAAUUGCACCGUAGGUAAACUGUUCCUUUUUGAAUUUUUUGCCUCCUCGACCUCUUCUUUUUCUUCUUCUCUCUACCUGCAAGACUAUUUGCAGAUGUAAUGCCUGUUGCACCUUUU